Chara braunii is the source of this 1958-nucleotide messenger RNA. Lineage: Eukaryota; Viridiplantae; Streptophyta; Charophyceae; Charales; Characeae. The record is from the annotation of a GenBank genome assembly.
GGGUAAAAAAACCUCGUGGGCGACGAUAAAAAAAAAAAUAGUAUCAGGAAAUUUGGACCAGGUGUUUCAUCACCAAGUGAAGAUGGAGAGAAAGAAAAGAAAGGAGGUGAGUGCGAUUCAGGGGACGGAUUUAGCCUUAGAAGGGGUCUUGAGUAAUAUGGCGGCUCAGCUCAAGGAGAUGAAGGAGCAAAUGGCACCAGGGAAGUUGGAGCGCAUUCCGGGGAAUAAGAACAGAGCAGAUGGGUUGAGCAGGAUAGAAUGGGUACAACCUGGGGAAGCUAAGGAAGAGACGUCACCGGUAGACGGAUUCUUGAAAAAAUAUGACAUGCAGCUUCACGUCAAUGUGUGGGCCUUGAGAGUCGAGGAUAAUGAGGUACGAGAAGGAAAACCUAUGUGGUUUGCACCAGCGACCUUUGUGAGGAACGAGAAGUUGAUAUUAAAACCUUUCGUCGAAGAGGACCCGUGGGAAGAAAGGAAUGCGGAAUGGAUGGCAGAGUUAGCUUUGGCUGAGAGUUAUAGAUUGACAGAAGAGCCGGUCACGAUUGAGGCAGGAACAGGACGGGUGGAUCGGCAUUUAUUAGCAGUAGGGAGAGUGCAUUACCUUGUGAACUCUCUCCUACAGGUCCGGACCGAAGAAGAAAGAAGGACGGUAAAGGCGGAUAAGGUAAUAUUGGGAGAUGACUACGAAUUUGAUGAGGAGAAGGAAGGAGAGGAAUUUGAACAAGGUGAAAUCUCGGAAGAUUUCCGGGAAGAAGAGUACGAUGGGUUCCAUUUAGAAAUGGGGCUUCUUCUCUCAGGCGACAAGCCAGAAAGGAAAGUUGAUGCCCCUUGGAGUGAGAAGAUUGAAGGAAUGUUGUUAAUUGAAUCAAUCAGGGGCUCUAAGCUACGGCCAGACCUGGACAAGCUGAUCCGGUUGCAUGAGCUGCUUCGGAAUGACUGUGAGUGGCUCCUUGAAGUAGAAGCCGAGAUAGCCGAGAAAUUGGAGGGAGCAAGAAGGAGCCAGAGAGGGAAUGACAAUGAUGGAAAAAUGGAGGCUUCGAUUAGAGGACUCCAAGAAAGGGUAAAGGAGAAGGAGGAAUUACUCACUCAGGGAGUAGCAAGUCACAUCCCUGAAAUCCUGAGGGAGAUCCAGAGAUUGAGAAAAAGGGAAGAAAUCAGGGAUGCACAGGUGGAAAAAAUGGGAAAAGAAGUGGAAAGCAUGAGGGCUGAAAUGAGCAAGGUAAGGGAAGAACAGCAAAAGCUUAAAAUGCAAGUGGAAUCGUUGAACAUUGCCCUGGAUAGUAAGAACAAGGAAGUGGAAAAAAAGAGGGUUGAACGAGAAAAACUGGAGAAGGAAGUUGGCAAGCUGGAAGGGGAGGUCAAUAAGCAGGAAAAGGAGAUGGAGACUCUCAGGAAGGUUAGUCAAGAAGGAGGAGCAGAGAUACCUACGAAAAUAGUUGAAUGGAACGACGAGUUUGGGUUUGAAAUCAUGAAUAUUACGGGAAUAAUUCAUGCAUCAGGACAAGACCCAGGGGGAGUAAGCAGAGAAGCAUUGAGACAAAGAGGGGAGAACAACGAUCAACCUACUAUCAUUCCAGCUUCUGCUAACAAGUUGGUUGAGAUACUGACAUCUAACACUGUUACAAAGUCUUCUAAUGGAGGCGAAUCCAGGGAUGAAAAAAAGAGACCUUGUUCUGAGAUGGUGGAAGCAGGUGGAGAGAAGGAGACAGCGAUUCCAUGUCAUUCUGCCAAAAAGACAAGGAGUGAGGGCAUAAAGUUGUGUUGGUAUUUCAUGAAAGGGAUGCAUCUGACGGAAGAAUGUCCAGGGUUUCAGUUUGAUGAGGAAAAGGGUUUGAUAAAGCUAGAUGAAAAUAAGAAGCUCAUAGACAGGGUUGGGAACGUUGUUAAAAAGGCCAAGGACGGGUUCAGGGCUCAACUGUAUAGACAGUUAAGCCUUAGCAUGGUAGACUAAGGGGAAA